Molecule: messenger RNA, 4218 nt
Organism: Gavialis gangeticus (Gharial)
Lineage: Eukaryota; Metazoa; Chordata; Crocodylia; Gavialidae
Gene: ANKRD33B
Product: ankyrin repeat domain 33B
Exons: 4
Coding region: 176-1738 (520 amino acids)
Molecular function (GO): protein binding
Source: RefSeq, a predicted model, not a curated record
AUCAAGUGUAGGGGCAUGAGUAUGUGUCCAGGGGUGUCUCAGUAGGUAUAAGGGAUCUCAGGGCGAGGGGAGGUCCCUGCUCCCCUGCCAAGGGGUCUCUCCCUGACCUGUAGAGUCCCUCUUAUUUUGGGGGAGCAGGUCCAGCAGCAGGGCCCAUCCCCAGUGAGAGUGGACCAUGGUGCUGCUGUCUGGGGAAAAGCUGAAGGGGGAACAGCAGCAACAGGUCUGUCCCAGCUCAGACAGGGAGAGGGAACCGCAGAGCCCAGGGCAGGAGAGGCUGGCAGCUGAGGGGGAGGAGGAGGAUGGCGAUGAUGAAGGGGAAGAAGACGAGAAUGCUGAGGAUGAGGGUGAGGAGGACUAUGAGGAGUAUGAAGACUUCUCGGAGCUGCCUGACACUCGCAGCAUCGCCUCGGAUGACUCCUUCUACCCGCCAGGCGGUGAUGACGAUGAGGGUGAGACUUGGUCACUGGGUGAAUCUGAGUCCGAGAGUCCCGAGCCGCUGACCCUCUUCCGUGCCUGCUGCACCAAUAAUGCUGUCCUGCUCAAGGCACUGAUCCGCCAGGGCCCCGAGGAGGAGGAGGUGUGCGAGGCCGACCGCAACCGCCGGAAUGGCCUUAUUGUUGCCUGCUACCAAGGUUUUGUGGAUAUUGUAAUAGCCUUAGCACAGUGCCCUCAUCUUGAUGUAAACUGGCAAGACAAUGAAGGGAACACAGCUCUAAUAACAGCUGCACAAGCAGGGCACAUAACCAUUACAAACUACUUGUUGAACUAUUUUCCUGGUCUUGAUAUUGAGAAGAGGAAUGUAUUUGGAUACACAGCACUGAUGAAAGCUGCAAUGCAAGGCCGAACAGAAUGUGUGAGAGCCUUAAUGUUGGCAGGGGCAAAUGUUCAUUCAACUGACCCGAAUCGUGGAAUGACUUCCUGGGAAUGGGCUUGUUACACCGGAAGAUCAGAAUCUGCUAUGCUCAUGCAGAAGCUGAUGGACAGUCCGCGCCCUGAGCAGUUUUGUGAUCAAUAUAAACCAGAAUGGCCAAAGAUGAAGGAACUUCUUGAGAAGGCUGCGGAACCAAAAAGCUGUUUUCAGAGGAUAUCAGACUGUUUGAGGUCAGCAGUGACAUUCAGGGUUGCCUCUAACCCUGAAGAGGAUGGUGUUCUUGAUCACAUGGUUAGGGUGACAACAAGUUUAGGUAGUCCCUUUGUUGCCCUGUCUUGCAGGACUGUGUGUCCAGGGAGCCCACCCUGUGUGGGGAAACGCACACUGUCUGUGCAGGAAAUCCUGAGGAAGCAGAGAGUCCAAGAGAUCCGCUCUCAGGACAGAGAUCAUGUUAGUAGCUAUGAGAAAUUAUUUCAGAACUCCAAAAUCAUGGUGGUCCCCAAAAGGAAAGACCGGAGGGCUAGUCUGCAGCCUUUAAGCUUCUCUGCGUCUCAAGUGAAUGUGGUAGCCACAAGGAAAGCAAGCCUUCUCCCACUCCACCUUCUCAGAAGGAGCAGUGUAAGACCAGGAUUUGUGAUCCCCAAAGUCCGUAUUACCAAGGCUCCUCCAUCCAACUUCCAGCCAGAGCCAGUGAGGAGGAAGAACAGUGCCAGAAACAACAUGUACCUGCAGAUUCCUAAAUGGAGAUACAAAGAGUUGAGAGAGGAACGGAAGAAGGCAGAAGAGCAGGAGAAGAGAAGGGCAGAAGAGAUCCAGAGACAAAAGAACAUUUCUCUCCAUCAAAAAAAAAAAGACUUGAUUUAAUUAUGGGAAUUACCACAAAAGGUCCAGAUGUCAUCUCCCAGGGUAGAAGGCUGUAUGCUGUCAAACUGUGGGAUGCAGAACUGAAUAAUAGCCCUAUAGCACAGAAACCACAUGAGCUAGCACUAAAGGCAUCUAGUGGAAUGUGAGGAAGUAUUGGGGUUGAAAAAGUGAAAACAGUUGAUUAUUUGCUCUCUGGUAGGUUUGUCUAAUCCUGGAUGAGCAGGUGAGAAGGAGCCUGCAAUGCUCAUAUGUAUGAAAGGAUCAUGCUUUGUAUUCAUCAUGAUGAAGUUAAGAGUCUCAGCUUUUGACACUAAUCAUUCUCCCCUCCUCUUCUUUAGGUGCAUAUGAAUCGCAACACUUAGUAAAUGAAAGCCACAAAAAGUUUAAAGUAGGCCACAAUCUCUAUGCAACUGGUACAAGGCAGAAAAUCUGGGGAGGAGGGGGUGGGUGUGUAAUGCAGAUCAUUUUGACUGUAAUAAGCACUUUAUGGAUAUUUUAAUUCUGUAAAACAGAAACUUAAGGUAUCAAAGGUAUCUAACACUACACCUGUACCAUAGGUAUAGCAAUCUUUCAAAGCCCAGGGCAGAGGUGGGAGGAGGGAAGGAGAAGUGGAGUCUAACCUGACAGCUUAUGCUGCGGUUGAUUCUGUAGCAGUGCAACACGGGCUGGUGCAGCUGAGAAACAGGCAACACUAUGGGCCCGGUGGGGCCCCAUUUGCUCCCUCCCUCCCUGGGCACAGGACUGUGCCUUCACCCUCCUUCCCCCAGAUAUACGGCUGGAUGUGGGAUCUGUCUGCCUGAUUCUUGCAGUCAGGGUGCAGAGCUGCACCAGUUAUGGCAAAGACUCCCAUGGGGAGGGGCCAAACUGGUGCCCAGGGCUUGUGCCCUUCUUGCCUCCACUGUUUAUGCAAUGGGCCUAUUCUAAUUCUUCAUGCUGUUGACUGUGCUUCUCCCAGAUAAAAAUAGCUGCAUACCAAAUACCUAAGAACUGGCAGUUAGGACAAUCAGCCCCAGCAGAUGUAAAUCAGGUAUGGUCCAUAAGUUGCAGUGAAGCUCCACCAUUUUGCAUCACUUGUAAAUCUGAUGUACUUGUUUAAUGCAUUGUCAAUUUAAGAUUUGCCUCCUCCUUUGCAUUUUCUUUUCUUUAGUGUCAGGGAACCCCAUCAUUAUAUUCGCCUAUCAAAUAAAUUAACUCUUUAAUCAUAGAGUUUAUUUAAAUAUUGAUGGUCAUGUUAAAAAAAUGCUUUAAGUUUACUUGAGCUAAACUAAAUCCAGGAGAGAAUGAUUGUUCUGAUAACAGAACUGUCUUCACCAAGGAUAUCAAGUGCCAAUAAUAUUCUGUGAAAAUUCAGUCUUAUGUACUGUCCCAAGCAACCUACCCACCAGUAUAUGGAAAUCCAAGAUAAGUAUCAUAGUGAAGAUUUGCUGUACUACAUCCUCGGUACGAAAUACAGAGGACUAUUUCCAUCAUCCCUAUGUCAACUCCAGAGAAAAACAUUUCCUAACAUUCCAGUCAGAGCAGGAGUGACUCAGGUUGUUCCACUAUUAGCAGAGAGGGAUCACGGUGUCAUCCAUAUUUUCCCUUACCUUUUCUGGAUGCCAUAAAAGUAAUGGUGUUUGCUAUAUGUGGUGGUCCAAGAUGGCAGCCCGGUAUCCUUCAAAGUAAUUAUCUGAGGCUCAAACCAAAUCUUAGCUGGCAUUUAGAAGCACUUAAUGGCCUAGAAAAGCACCAUAUCCACAGAUACUUUUGAAACUGAGAGCUUACCUGAUUAGACAAAAAGUCAUUUAGCCCCCAAUGAAGUUGUUUUGGUUUUACCAAGAGAACUGUGUAAAGGGCAUAGACAAUGUUUGUGUCUUCAGGAACAUGCUUUAGAAUUUCUUUUAAGCUGCUAAACUGGCAAAUCCUGGUAUGGACUAUGACCUUGCUAUUUGCUAAAGAAAGGCUACGUUUAUCAAAGUAGGGUACAAAAGAAGACAGCAAGACACGCAGUAAAUAUGGUACCUAUUUUUUAUAAUUAUUUCCUUCCAUUUCAAAUGUUCAUUUCAUUAUGUUGCUCAGUGUUCAACACUAGACAGAACUUAAAUGAGAAUUUCAACGAAAAAUUCUGUAAUUAGGUAACCCAUAAGCAUAUAUGAACUGCCACAAUAGAUCAAACCAAAAAUACAUCUUUUCCAGUAUCUUAUUUCCAGCAGUGGCAUCUAGCAGAUGCUUUAGAGGAAGUGUAUAAGAAACGGGGCAUGUGUAGAGUGAUCCAUCUUCUGUCAUAUCCUGCCAGUUACCAGCAGUUGUAGAUUUUGGGGUGUCCUGAACCUGAGGUCACAUCCCUGACUGUUGUAGUAGAUGGCUCUGGAUGGACCUGCCCUUCAUACAUUUGUCUAAUCUCUUUUUGAACCACAUAAUAUUGUUGUCCUCUCCCAUGUCUUGGGACAGGAGUCAACUGUCCCUCAUGUCCUGGGCAUGAGUUACCUGCAUGUUGUAUU